Messenger RNA from Dichotomopilus funicola, 1626 nucleotides. RefSeq lists its product as uncharacterized. Gene Ontology annotation, biological process: protein phosphorylation. Lineage: Eukaryota; Fungi; Ascomycota; Sordariomycetes; Sordariales; Chaetomiaceae. Bases 1 to 1626 code for a protein of 541 amino acids. Gene Ontology annotation, molecular function: ATP binding; protein kinase activity. The record is from RefSeq and is a predicted model, not a curated record. The transcript has 3 exons.
AUGUCGUCCGCCCUCUUUGGUACGUCGUCCGAGGCGAUCCCUCAGUCCCUCCGCGACGAGUUGGACGGCAACGUGUUCCGGGGCGUCGAUGGCUUCUUUGCCAAGUAUUUCGAGAACAAAUCCUGGUCCGCUACUGCUCAGAAAAAACUGCAGGAAGCCAAGUCGGCCGAGGUCAUCAGGAAGCUAUCUGCACAGGCGUCCGAGCUGGCUCAGCUCACUUUGACGCACUGCGGCCUCAACCUCCACUUCCGCAGCCAGCCGCUCACCAAACCAGCCGGUCCUCUGAGCGCCAGCGUCUAUCUUGAGACGUCGCAUCUCCCGUCCGUCGCAGGGAACACCCGCGUGGUUGGAGAGUUCCAUCACGAAAACGCCGCCCCUGUCGCUGUGGAGGAUAACGAUGACAUCCUGCGCCUCUGCGGUCGCGCACUAGAGGUGUUCAAGGCCCAGUCGGCUCGUCUCUUCCUGCACGGCUUCCGAGUCUGCGGCACCACCCUGGAGCUCUGGGUCUUUGAUCGGUCGGGGGCGUACAGCAGCGGCGAGCUCGACCUCGCGCAGCGACCCGACCUGCUGGUGCAGGUCCUCGUAAGCUACGCCAUGAUGGGUGAUCAGGAAUCCGGCUUCAAUACCUUUGUGAAACAUCUCGGGCCUGUUGGAUCGGACGGCGGCUACGUCGCGUUCGAUCAGGGCAACAAGUUAUAUCUCAGACCGAAGUUGAUUGCAGCACCGAGCUACCUAGUUGGACUGGGAACAACCUGCUAUCCGGCCUCAGUAUCGCCAACAGGCGAGCCAGAUGCCGUCAUCGAGCAGCUGAAGCAGGCGCGCGAACGCAAAGUCUGGGGCGUCCUCCAGCUCCUCGGCUCCCAGGACCUAGGCAGCGUCGCCGAUCUUCGCUCUGGGCUGCAGUUUCCUGGGCCGUUUGUCAACCGGAUCUUCUCCUGCGUGGCAACCGCCCCUCUUGGCCGUCCGAUCCAGAAGUUCACGUCAAUCCCCGAGCUUCUACACGCCCUCAGUGACCUUGUCAAGGCCCUCCGAUCUCUCUAUGUGGACGCGGGCAUUAUCCAUCGCGACAUCGCCAUCAAGAACUUGUUCCUCGCUCCACAUCGCAGCAGCACCGACGGCCCAAAGGGCGUCUUGAUUGAUUUCGACCAGGCCCUAGACCUGGCUACCGCCUCUCCUGAGCAGCCGCUGGUCGGAUCCGAUGGGUUCAUGGCCAUCGGCAUUCUCUCCGGGCAGCGGCACACGUACCGACACGACCUCGAAUCCCUGUUCUAUGUGUUCCUGUGGUUUGCGAUUGGGAAUGACCACGAGCACGACGAUGCGUGUGACAUUUUAGAGGGUCUGCCCAAAACCUCCCGGCUCUGGAAAUGGUGCUCACUGGACUUCCGUUCCGUUGGUCGGGCAAAGGCUGCCGACAUGAGCCCGAAAGGCUUUGAGGCCAUUUUGGAUGAGUUCUCGGCUGAUUUCGCUCCUCUCCGGGGCGUGGCCUGGGAGCUGCACGCGCUGAUUUUCCCUUUGCGUGAUGGACGGGUUUUUACGGGGACGGAUACUGAGCAGGUGGCUGUCGAGGGGCUCUAUACUGCGAUGGCGGAUGCUUUUGAACGGGGUGUCUUGGCACCUCAGAACUAG